This is a messenger RNA of Aureobasidium vineae, 342 nucleotides long. The record is from the annotation of a GenBank genome assembly. Lineage: Eukaryota; Fungi; Ascomycota; Dothideomycetes; Dothideales; Saccotheciaceae.
AUGGCGCCUUCCUCAUCCGUAGGCUCCGAUGUCUUCGCCGUGCUCGCCCUACUGUCCAUCUCGGCAACUGUUGUUCUCCUUCUUCGAUACUACCUUCCCUUACGGACAACUCCUGCCUACCUCCUGAUUCCUGUCUUUUUGGCUCUGGCGCUUCCAUCCUCCAUAGUCUUCCUGGUACCCAUCGACUUGGCUUCGUCUUCUGGCACCGAUACCGAUGGUCAAAGAGGAAUAUGGUUACCCAACAAUGUCAUGCUGAUUGCCUGGAGGCUAGCAUACUGGCUCAUCUUUUGUUUGACAUGGUCCGUCAACUCGGCAACCCGUCCCCAACACUACUUAAGCUAA